UUGAACCUGGGUCGCUGGAGCCAUAAAGCGUUACCCUAACCACUACACUACCGUACCGUGUUGAGCUUCUUAAGAAUUAUUGAUGCUUUUCACUUCCAGGCAAGUGGAGACUGUUCCAUCACACAUCUGACCUGCAGCGCGAAGCUUGGUUAUGGUUUGAUAGAUAUACAUCAGUUGGUGAGGAACAGCUCCACCUCACCUUCUGCCUGGCUGCUUUGUUCUUUCACCAAGCCUUGAUGAUACCUCAUACCUAUUGGAAUCAUCUUCUGAUGAAGCAGGAUCCUCAAUCCCUGACAUUUUACAUCAGACGCUUGGGAGUGUACGCAAAUAUCUUGAACAAUGGGAUUCCCUGGUCUAACUUUGUCCUGGAUUGUGCGGACCUUUAUCGCCAAGGCUUUCACACGAGCAGGGUUUAUCAGAUAUACCCCUCUGGAUCAUUCCUGCCGCUGAGUGUUUACUGUGACAUGGAGACUGAUGGCGGAGGUUGGACUGUGUUUCAGAGACGAAUGGAUGGCUCUGUUGAUUUCUACAGAGGAUGGGAUGAUUACAAGCAGGGCUUUGGGACAGCGGAUGGUGAAUAUUGGCUCGGUCUGCAGAACAUACAUUCAUUAACAGCACGGAGGAACUAUGAGCUGAGAAUCGACAUGGAGGACUUUGAGAACAGGACCGUCUAUGCCAAGUAUAAGCUGUUUGCAGUGGCCCCUAAUGCCAUUCAUGCAGAAGGAAGUGGCUACAGUCUCCUGGUUCGGGGAUUCACUGACGGGGGAGCAGGAGACUCAAUGGCCUAUCAUAAUGGACUCAAAUUCAGCACUUUCGACAGGAAUCACCAAGGCCCCAUAAACUGUGCACAGAAUAACUCUGGAGCCUUUUGGUACAAUGCAUGUCACAUGGUAAACCUCAAUGGUCUCUACUUAAGAGGGCCACAUGCUUCCUACGCCAAUGGAAUCCACUGGGCCACAUGGACUGGGUAUUAUUACUCCCUCAAAGCUACUGCCAUGAAAAUGAGGCCCACCUCUGUGGGUUAG
Messenger RNA from Pristis pectinata (smalltooth sawfish), 1025 nucleotides. RefSeq names its product microfibril-associated glycoprotein 4-like. NCBI's taxonomy places the organism in Eukaryota, Metazoa, Chordata, Chondrichthyes, Rhinopristiformes, Pristidae. Bases 237 to 1025 code for a protein of 262 amino acids. The transcript has 6 exons. Gene Ontology annotation, biological process: elastic fiber assembly. The record is from RefSeq and is a predicted model, not a curated record.